AUGUCAAGCCAGUCAGGCGGUAUCACAGUCCAACAUAACCCCUCCCCAACAAACUAUCGCCUCAUCGAACUCCCUCCGGACCUAUUAUCUCUUCUCGAAUCCGACGAUGCACCCGUAUUGACCAUGGAGUCCUCUGAUACAUCAGCUGUUAUCAAAACGCCUACAAAGACAUAUGCUCUUCGUCAGAAGAACACUUCGAAUGCUCUCAUGCUCCUCUCACCUACGCCUCUGCCUGCAUCGUCGGGUGGACCUGUUGAGCAGGGCAUCUCUAUCAUUUCGACCAUCAAGGAAACUGUCGAGCUUGAUACUGUUCCUGACGUGCCUUCUGCUGGUACUGCGAAAGGACUUGGUGGUGGCAAAGGGAAGUGGCAUGAGCGAUUCGGGAGAAACAGGUAG
Fusarium subglutinans is the source of this 396-nucleotide messenger RNA. RefSeq names its product Sister chromatid cohesion DCC1. Gene Ontology annotation, biological process: mitotic sister chromatid cohesion. The transcript is spliced from 2 exons. The coding region runs from base 1 to 396 and encodes 131 amino acids. Gene Ontology annotation, cellular component: Ctf18 RFC-like complex. The record is from RefSeq and is a predicted model, not a curated record. NCBI's taxonomy places the organism in Eukaryota, Fungi, Ascomycota, Sordariomycetes, Hypocreales, Nectriaceae.